Molecule: messenger RNA, 6036 nt
Organism: Cebus imitator (Panamanian white-faced capuchin)
Lineage: Eukaryota; Metazoa; Chordata; Mammalia; Primates; Cebidae
Gene: PDE11A
Product: phosphodiesterase 11A
Exons: 20
Coding region: 877-3678 (933 amino acids)
Biological process (GO): signal transduction
Molecular function (GO): 3',5'-cyclic-nucleotide phosphodiesterase activity; protein binding
Source: RefSeq, a predicted model, not a curated record
UCCAUUAAUAUUUACUGAACACCCACAAGGCGCUGGGCAGUGUUAGCAAGUCCCAAGAAUCCUGGGAACCAACAAUCCACAGUCAUAUCCCAGAAAAACAACCCUGCCUGUCUCUGAGGGUAAACUACACCCUCGAUUCCUCGGAAUCCGCUUCAGUUCGGAUUCCUGCAAAACCAACGCUACUGUCUCGGCCUCCCACUGGGCUCCCGCUGGGGCCUCCUUGAAACGCUAAAGGAUUAAGCGGCGGUGAGUAGGAAGGGUGAGUAGGCGGAGGUAAGGGAGCAAGAAGCGGGGAAGGAACAAGGUGCGCCUCCCUCUUCUAAUCUUGUUCGAAUCAGGAGUCCUGUACCCAGGCGCCGAUUCCAGCCGUCCAGAGACUCUUCCAGGAACCGCUUGGCAGCCUGGGCCGUGGACUUUGGCUGGUGUGGCGUCCGCUGCUCCCUCCUCCCCUCUCCUCCCUCCAGGCUCCGUGCCUCACUCAGGGGCGUGUCCUGCCCUACCUCCCUGUCACAGUGGUCCACUUAACCGGUUACAGCAGCAGUUCCAGCGGCAGCGGCGGCAGCCGGAGCAGGAGCAGCGAUAGCUUCGGUUUCCAGAGCAGGAGCUGGGACAGCGGCAGCAGCUCAGUGCCGAGCACCUGUGCGAAGCAGGAGUAGCAGGACCAGGGGGUGGGGUCGGUGCCAGCCACUCUGAGCCAGAGAAGGAAGGGGCACCUCCCGGCCGUGAUUCCACUGCUGGGAAUAAUCUCCAGGGAAGGUGGCACUGAACUGGGAAUACUUACUGGUGGGGGUAAACAUGUGCAGGAACAGCUAGAGGCCUCGCGACAGGUAAACAUUUGGCCCACGAGUAGAUAGGCAAGGAAAGCUGUCUGGGACCAUGGCAGCCUCCCUCCUGGACUUUGAGGAGGUGGAAACUUUCCUGGACAGGCACCCAGAGUUGUUUGAAGAUUACUUGAUGCGGAAGGGGAAGCAAGAGAUGGUUGAAAAGUGGCUGCAGAGGCACAGUCAGGGUCAGGGGGCUUUAGGUCCAAGGCCCUCUUUGGCUGGUACCAGCAGCUUGGUUCACAGCACCGGCAGAGGUGGCAGCAGCGUUGGUGGUGGAACUGGUCCAAAUGCCUCUGCCCACAGCCAGCCCCUUCCUGGUGGUGGGAACUGUGGUGGGGUUCCCCUGAGUCCCAGCUGGGCCAGUGGCAGCAGGGGCAAUUCGAACCAGCAGCGGAGAGCUUCUCAGAAGGAGCUAAGGAAGAGUUUUGCCCGCUCCAAGGCCAUCCACGUGAACAGGACCUACGAUGAACAGGUGACCUCCCGGGCUCAGGAACCCCUGAGCAGUGUACGACGGAGGGCACUUCUCCGGAAGGCCAGCUCCCUGCCCCCAACCACAGCCCAUAUUCUCAGUGCGCUGCUGGAAUCGAGAGUGAAUCUGCCUCAGUAUCCCCCUACAGCCAUCGACUACAAGUGCCACCUGAAAAAACAUAAUGAACGUCAGUUCUUUCUGGAAUUGGUCAAAGAUAUCUCCAAUGACCUUGAUCUCACCAGCCUGAGCUACAAGAUUCUCAUCUUUGUCUGCCUUAUGGUGGACGCUGACCGCUGCUCUCUUUUCCUGGUGGAAGGGGCAGCUGCUGGCAAGAAGAGUCUGGUCUCCAAAUUCUUUGAUGUGCAUGCAGGAACCCCUCUGCUGCCUUGCAGCAGCACAGAGAACUCAAAUGAGGUGCAGGUUCCCUGGGGCAAAGGCAUCAUUGGCUAUGUCGGGGAGCAUGGAGAAACGGUCAACAUUCCUGAUGCCUACCAGGAUCGACGAUUCAAUGAUGAAAUUGACAAACUAACUGGAUACAAGACAAAAUCAUUAUUGUGCAUGCCCAUCCGAAGCAGCGAUGGUGAGAUUAUUGGUGUGGCCCAAGCGAUUAAUAAGAUUCCUGAGGGUGCUCCAUUUACCGAAGAUGAUGAAAAAGUUAUGCAGAUGUAUCUUCCAUUUUGUGGAAUCGCCAUAUCUAACGCUCAGCUCUUUGCUGCCUCAAGGAAAGAAUAUGAAAGAAGCAGAGCUUUGCUAGAGGUGGUUAAUGACCUCUUUGAAGAACAGACUGACCUGGAGAAAAUUGUCAAGAAAAUAAUGCAUCGGGCCCAAACUCUGCUGAAAUGUGAACACUGUUCUGUUUUGCUCCUAGAGGACAUCGAAUCACCAGUGGUGAAAUUUACCAAGUCCUUUGAAUUGAUGUCCCCGAAGUGCAGUGCUGAUGCAGAGAACAGUUUCAAAGAAAGCAUGGAGAAAUCAUCAUACUCCGACUGGCUAAUAAAUAACAGCGUUGCUGAGCUGGUUGCUUCAACAGGCCUUCCAGUGAACAUCAGUGAUGCCUACCAGGAUCCGCGCUUUGAUGCAGAGGCGGACCACAUAUCUGGUUUUCACAUAAGAUCUGUUCUCUGUGUCCCUAUUUGGAAUAGCAACCACCAAAUAAUUGGAGUGGCUCAAGUGUUAAAUAGACUUGAUGGGAAACCUUUUGAUGAUGCAGAUCAACGACUUUUUGAGGCAUUUGUCAUCUUUUGUGGACUUGGCAUCAACAACACAAUUAUGUAUGAUCAAGUGAAGAAAUCCUGGGCCAAGCAAUCUGUGGCUCUUGAUGUGCUAUCCUACCAUGCAACAUGUUCGAAAGCUGAAGUUGACAAGUUUAAGGCAGCCAACAUCCCUCUGGUGUCAGAACUUGCCAUUGAUGACAUUCAUUUUGAUGACUUUUCCCUCGAUGUCGAUGCCAUGAUUACAGCUGCUCUCCGGAUGUUCAUGGAGCUGGGGAUGGUACAGAAAUUCAAAAUCGACUAUGAGACACUGUGUAGGUGGCUUUUGACAGUGAGGAAAAACUAUCGAAUGGUUCUGUACCACAACUGGAGACAUGCCUUCAACGUGUGUCAGCUGAUGUUCGCGAUGUUAACCACCGCUGGGUUUCAAGAGAUUCUGACGGAGGUGGAAAUUUUAGCGGUGACUGUGGGAUGCCUGUGUCAUGACCUCGACCACAGGGGAACCAACAAUGCCUUCCAAGCUAAGAGUGGCUCCGCCCUGGCCCAGCUCUAUGGAACCUCUGCUACCUUGGAGCAUCACCAUUUUAACCAUGCCGUGAUGAUCCUUCAAAGUGAGGGUCACAAUAUCUUUGCCAACCUGUCCUCCAAGGAAUAUAGUGACCUUAUGCAGCUUUUGAAGCAGUCAAUAUUGGCAACAGACCUCACGCUAUACUUUGAGAGGAGAACUGAAUUCUUUGAACUUGUCAGUAAAGGAGAAUAUGAUUGGAACAUCAAAAACCAUCGUGAUAUAUUUCGAUCAAUGUUAAUGACAGCCUGUGACCUUGGAGCCGUGACCAAACCGUGGGAGAUCUCAAGACAGGUGGCAGAACUUGUAACGAGCGAGUUCUUCGAACAAGGAGAUCGAGAGAGAUCAGAACUCAAACUUACUCCUUCAGCUAUUUUUGAUCGGAACCGGAAAGAUGAACUGCCUCGGUUGCAACUCGAGUGGAUUGAUAGCAUCUGCAUGCCUUUGUAUCAGGCAUUGGUGAAGGUCAAUGUGAAACUGAAGCCGAUGCUAGAUUCAGUAGCUACAAACAGAAGUAAGUGGGAAGAGCUGCACCAAAAACGGCUGCUGGCCUCGACUGCCUCGUCCUCCCCAGCCAGUGUCAUGGUAGCCAAGGAAGACAGGAACUAAACCUCCAGGUCAGCUGCAGUUGCAAAAUGACUGCAGCCUGAAGGGCCAGUUUCAGUCCAGCCAUGUCAUCCUUUUGUUCUUUUAGCUCAGAAGACAUAACGUCUCGAGGAUGCACUGGGAAGCAUGCCUGGGCUUUCACCUUGAUGCGUGGAUGUAAAGGACAGAGGAAGAGGUGGGGCAGGGAGCACAUACCAGGACCCUCACUCUUCCCUGAUGGACGCGCAUGGGCUGAAAUGAAGGCUCUGGGUAGAGGACUGUUUUGGAUCCAAGGACCUGUGGACAGUCGGCCUACUCACUCUGAGCUGAGGGAACACUGAACAGUGAAAAUGUCAUUAGCACUGCUUCAUUCUGUAUAUGGCUUUUCUAUUUGUUAUAAGCCAAACACUGCCUGCCUUUGCUUCCUGUCCCUGAAUCCUUUUUGUGCCAGACUGUCCCAAGAAUCCUGAUUUGUAUUCCAUAGAGGUAUUUAAUUUUUAAUCCUAGAGCUUCUUAUUGAUGGAUCCUUUAGAAUUGCCUACCUAAAAGGUAAACUAUACUAUCCUUAUAGAUACUGAUCAAUCCCAGUUCUCCCCCUAAAAAGGAAUAACGUAGUAGGAGGACAGCAAAUGUGUUUGAUGGGUAAUUCUACAUUGUGACUAUGGUACCCUUUUCCAGAGUUUUAAAACUCAACCUUCAUUGCAGACCAAGUCUUCUACCAGAAGGAAUGGAUUGAUAGACUUUGAUUAAAGUAAGGGUGGAAGGAAAUCCAUAGCUGGAUUUACCACAAGUGACAUCUAGGAACUAUAGUUCAUAGGACACAGCAGAACCAUGGAGACUAAGCAUUGACUACCUUGACUUCUCCUAGUGAGGAGUUCUGGUAUAAAAUUUAAGAUUACUACCAGUAACCAGCUUAAAGCCAACUAUAGGGGUCCCUAAUUUUGGAUUUUUCCUUAAGUGUAAGAAAUAAUGCUUCAAAUGUUAAGAAAUAACAGUCUGGGCAAAGAACACAUAUUCUAUAGGAAGCCAGGUUUAUAACAGGUAAGAAUAAACUGUAUUAAGUAGAUGUUAUGACUAGAAAGCUGCUUUGCUCCCUAUUUUGAGAAACUGUGGACAUGGUGUGUCUUAUCCAAAGAACACUGGACUAGAAGAUAGAUUUCUAUCCCUAGCAUUGGCAUUAUUGACUGGAUUAACUUGAACAAGUCACUUAACUUCUCCAAGUUUGUUUAUUAGAUUAUGCUAGGAAAUGAUUCUUGAACAUGUUUUAACCUUAGAACUCUUUGUUCAAAUAAAUCUUUCAAUGAAUCUCUAACAUAUAAAACAUCAAAAGCUGAAUUCCUCUGUGAAUUAUAGGCAGGAUUUGGAGAUCCAGUGCACCUACAAUCCUUCAUCUCUUUGAUUAUAUACAUGGGGGCCCACAGGGACUCUGGGGAGUUUGAAAAUCCCUGGACUAGAUGAAACCUGAGGCCCAUUCCAGCUCUUUAAAAAAUCCACAAUUUACAAACCGUAUUUCUUGUUAUUGUUAUUAAUCAGUAUCUAUCAUUAACUUUACAAAUAUUAAAGAAAUAGGGGCCAUGUUCUACAACAGACAUUGUUUUCCUGGCACACAGUAGACAAUUCAGGAAAUGUCUGAAGAAGGAAUGGGUAAAAUUAAGAUACCAAAAUGGAAGUGACGGGAGAGCAGGUAAUUGUAGAGAAAAAGACUCUUUGUGGCAAGAAACAAAGAAAGAAAAGUAUAAACCAGACUAAGCGGGGAUAAAAGCAAGAAGAAGAAGAAAUGCAAGAAGACCAAUAAAGGAAAGACAAGGACUGAGGCAGGUGGUUAAGGGAACUGCCAAAAAAAGGUGAAAGUCAAUCCAAACAGAGAAAAAUGGCACUUCCAACCAAAAAAAUGAAGGUGUGGAACCCUGUCAUCAAUUUCUCAGAAAAGAGAGACACUUGAGCAGGGAGAGAAGAAAGGAAUGAGAGCCAUAAAAAAUAAUGUUCCUAGCUACCAUUUACAGCUGUCUCUGCAGGGAAGACUGGAGAAACUAGAGGGGAAAAUGAGUGCAGGAAAAAACUGCCUCUGCAGAGCAGGUAAGAGGAGGUUGUUCAGAUUUAUGGAUUUUAUUAAGCCAGUUUUCUGUAUCACUCUGCUAUAAAGGAAAAUAGCUUCUGCAGGGCUGUCUCUCCUCCUUCAGGUGAGGAACAAAGAGUGGGUGGAGUUAGGGACAGAGUCUGGUCUGCGAGAUUAUGAUGUGUCUGCAGCUCAGAAGUACUGCAGGUGUUUCUGGGUAAUGUGCCACAUCAUGUUUAUAUCACAAAUGGGAAUUGAAAAUCAGUCUGUGUAAGGCAGAGAUGAGCCCACAUCUGUUAUCCUCCCCAACAAUAAAUAAAUAAAUA